Molecule: messenger RNA, 1116 nt
Organism: Cotesia congregata
Lineage: Eukaryota; Metazoa; Arthropoda; Insecta; Hymenoptera; Braconidae
Source: the annotation of a GenBank genome assembly
AUGCCGUUGCUAUUGCACCCCGAAUUACACAGAGGAUUUAUUUAUACCAAGGAACCUGGCAAUAGGAUUACUGUGAAAGUUGGGGAUUCGAUCCGCGUCGCAUGCCCUGGAGGUAAAAUUUAUUUUUCAAGAGGAAAAUCAUACGAGAGUACGACACUUGAAUGCAUUAGAGAUAAAACAUUUUUGUUGACACACGAUGGCGGAACAGAGAUGUUUCAUCAAAUUUAUUGCAAUAAAUAUCCACAGCACUCUGUUCGUAGAAUUUCUAGAGGGUGUAAAGUGGGAGUUACUGGAGAAAUUGGAUUUUCUAUUCGAACAGAUGAACAAAAUGAAUUUAUCAGAAUACUCGACUUUUGUCACGAUGAACAACUAGGUCAAACGAUUUAUGCACACGCAUUAAUACCAUCAGUAAUUGAUUCUGCAGAAAUUUCAGUUCCCCGGCCGUCGUUUACCAAAAGCGGUUUCUUUGAAGGGAUUAGCAUGGAUAAUAUUUACAGCAGAUCUCAUCAACAAGAAACUUUGGCUUUAAUUUUAGGAAGUCAAAAACUUGCUAAUCGAUAUAUUCAUGACAGAGGUAAUUACUUUUUGUCGCGCGGUCAUUUGGCAGCCAAACUCGAUUUUAUAUUCGAAGCGCAACAACGUGCGACAUUUUACUACGUCAAUACGGUACCAAUGUGGCAAAAUAUUAACGACGGUAACUGGGAAAAAAUUGAAAAAAAUGUCCGGAAUUACGCGAGCAGACGAAAUCGUAACCUUGAAGUUUGGACAGGAUCACUGGGAGUCCUUGAACUUGAAGAUUUUGAAGGAAAAAUGAAGAAAAUUUACUUGAAUUAUCACGAUGAAGGAAGAGUUGCCGUUCCUGUGCCUAAAUUACUUUUCAAAGUUGUUUACGACAGAUACAGACAAGCCGGAGUUGUCUUCAUUACCGUAAAUAAUCCUCAUUUAAAUCGACUAACGGGGGAUUAUAUUGUUUGCGAAGAUAUUUGCACGGAAAUAAAUUUUCCCGAGUGGGACAUGAGAACCGAACGCGGAUACAGCUACUGUUGCAACAUCGAUGAUUUUCGAAAUGCGUUUCCUUAUCUUCCUGAAUUUAAAACGCGCAGAUUGUUGAUAUGA